GACGCUCGCUGAUCACCGAUCUUCCUUUGCGUGCGUGCAUGACCCACGAGCACCUCGGAUCGAUCCGAAAGUAGAUGUGAAAACAAUAGCGGAAACACAUCGCCGAAUGGACGAUCGGUUGCGAUAUUCUGACAGUGCAACAUUGUGGCCCUUGCUGACAAACGGUUUCCUAAUUGGCAGGAAGCUCCCUCGGCUGUGUGGCACCUGUUUACGCACGUGGGGAGAGUAUCUGUUCAGCGUUUCCGACAUGGACAGGAUAGUGGAAUGGAACGGAACGGUGGUGGCGGGCGUCACGCAGUGUAGUUGAACAGCGGUGCGAAUCCCGCGACUGGCCAGUCAGUGAGCAUACAAUUAAUGCACAAAUCCGGUGAAAUAUAUUCACCACCGGAAACGGGGAAAGUAGCAAAGCGGACACAAAUCGGCCAAACAAAAAAUAGGAGUUUCCCUCAACAAUGGUGAUUUUCCGGUCAGUUUAUUUGUGUGCGGAGCGGUCGGAACCGAGGCCGUAGUCGAAACAUCGUCACCCAGAGCGGUGCUUCACCGGUGCCCCGCUACCCCACUGUCCGGCGUGCGCGAUGAGUGUAAAACAAUUAAAUUUUCAUGCCCCCGGUGAUGCGCGGUGAUGCGGAACGCGAGGCUUUCCACCGGGCUAUUCCAGCCCGGUUCCUAGGGCCCUCGAAACUCGAAAUGGAAUAAAGUUGAAAAAUAAAGGCCUCUAGCGAACGUACGCGUACCGCAGCGUAUAUCUGUGUGCAGUGCAUUCUGACUAUCCUGUUUGCCCGAAGGAUUCGCACGGAUUCGGUUCGCUUCACGGUCACACACCGGUUCGGUUCGGUGGCCGGCUCGCACGACUGUCACGGUGGCGCGUGGGACGGUCCUUCGUGCGUCUGUUUACAUGGCGAGGUUAAUACAUUUAAUGCUUCAUUAAACAAACGGUGAUUGUUGCUGUUGCUGUGAAAGCCGCAGACCCGUUUAUUGGAGGUCGCGCGCGGCAGGGGCCGCAAUCCUUCCCAAGCCGCACCCGAGAAGAGCAAAAAAAAACAUCUCACCAAAGCUUCGGUUUACCACGGGGAAGCCUUUCCGUUUCCAGCACCAUGACCACCCGCGGCAUUAGGAGGAAAAAGUCCUAUUUGGCGGAAAUAAAAGUGGCCGUCAUCGGGGCACCUGGCGUCGGCAAGAGCGCCCUAACGGUGCGCUUCCUCACAAAACGGUAUAUCGGAGAGUACGAUCAUCAGGCCGAAAAUCGACAUAAAUACGAAAUCAUGGUCGACGGUGAGGCGGUUUUGUGCGAGAUCUGGGACACCUGCCCAAAGGUGGAAGAAAAUGCCGAAGCACUCAGCCUGACCGCCGGCUCGGAGUCGGUGCAGUGGGCGGACGGGUUGCUGCUCGUCUACUCGAUCACUGACCGUGACUCGUUCAACUACAUCCGGCGGGCGAAGGAGGACCUCCCGAGCGACACCCCGGUGGCGCUGGUCGCCAACAAGGUCGACAUGGUGCACCUGCGGCAGGUCAGCACGGAGGAGGGAGACAUCCUGGCCAAGGACUUCGAGUGCAAGUUCAGCGAGAUAUCGGCCGCCGAGCACGUCUACCCGGUGGCCGAGGCGUUCCUCGAGCUGUGCCGCGAAGUGCUGACCGCGAAGCGCAAAUCAAAGCAGAGCUUCAUCGACAAAAUCGACCGGAUGCUGAGUGGGUCGCGAGCGUACAACCGUGGCAAGAGUGAUAGCAUAUCGCCGAAGGAUUGAUCGGCACCGAAAACCCGGGUUCGGAACGCUGCGUAUUUUUGCCUAGAAAAUGUU
This is a messenger RNA of Anopheles bellator, 1796 nucleotides long. RefSeq names its product ras-like protein family member 11B. Gene Ontology annotation, molecular function: GTP binding; GTPase activity. The record is from RefSeq and is a predicted model, not a curated record. Lineage: Eukaryota; Metazoa; Arthropoda; Insecta; Diptera; Culicidae. The transcript has 4 exons. The coding region runs from base 1095 to 1742 and encodes 215 amino acids.